Messenger RNA from Drosophila eugracilis, 2145 nucleotides. RefSeq names its product protein gooseberry-neuro (gene gsb-n). The record is from RefSeq and is a predicted model, not a curated record. Lineage: Eukaryota; Metazoa; Arthropoda; Insecta; Diptera; Drosophilidae. Gene Ontology annotation, molecular function: DNA-binding transcription factor activity, RNA polymerase II-specific; RNA polymerase II cis-regulatory region sequence-specific DNA binding. Gene Ontology annotation, biological process: anatomical structure development; regulation of transcription by RNA polymerase II. The transcript is spliced from 5 exons. Bases 383 to 1753 code for a protein of 456 amino acids.
UAGUCGUCGUCAUUGCCCCGGUCCGGCCGGCCCUCGUUAAUUUAUGCUCGCGCUUCUCUUUAGUUGCCUUGCAAGUCUCGUGCUGUUUGAUCGCCGAAGCGCGUGUAAUUCCAAGAAAAAUCCCGCUGCCUCACCAUCGGGUGGAGAGUUGCAAAGUUCCGUCGGAAUCAGAAGCUGCUCGUUGCAGGCUUUCCAGUGAUGAAGUUCAGCCUUUGGGGCACCUUCGUAGUGAUCUGCCGCGAAUACCGAGAGCCUGUAGGCCAUUAUAGUUUAAAGUGUGCAAUUAUAUCGACUCUGAAACACUAAAACCAAAGCCAGUUUGUUACGAGGAGCGGCGACAUUUUAGAUUUUAAGUUAUUCAUAAGCUUAGUGGCUUCGGACAAUGGAUAUGUCUAGCGCCAACUCGUUGCGGCCCCUUUUGCAGGGGUAUCCCUUUCAAGGACAAGGUCGCGUAAAUCAGCUCGGGGGUGUCUUUAUCAAUGGGCGCCCUCUGCCCAAUCACAUUCGCCUAAAGAUCGUGGAAAUGGCGGCAAGUGGAGUUCGACCUUGUGUGAUCUCUCGCCAACUACGCGUCUCACACGGCUGCGUAUCGAAGAUUUUGAACCGGUACCAAGAGACGGGCUCCAUUAGACCCGGCGUGAUAGGUGGAUCUAAGCCGAAGGUAACCUCGCCUGAGAUCGAAACGCGGAUCGAUGAGCUGCGAAAGGAGAAUCCGGGAAUAUUUAGUUGGGAGAUACGCGAGAAGUUGAUCAAGGAGGGCUUUGCGGAUCCACCGUCAACGUCAUCUAUCAGUCGCUUAUUACGAGGAAACGAUCGCGGCAGCGAAGAUGGUCGAAAGGACUACACUAUACAUGGAAUUCUUGGAGGCCGCGACUCGGACAUAAGUGACACGGAGUCGGAGCCUGGGAUUCCGUUAAAACGUAAGCAGCGUCGCUCCCGAACCACCUUCACCGCCGAGCAACUAGAGGCCCUCGAACGGGCCUUUGCUCGUACCCAAUACCCAGAUGUCUACACCCGUGAGGAGCUAGCACAGACCACCGCACUGACCGAGGCUCGCAUCCAGGUAUGGUUCUCCAAUCGCAGAGCCCGGCUACGCAAGCAUUCCGGCGGCUCGAGCUCCGGACUUUCUCCUAUGAACAGUGGCAGUACUAGUGUGGGCGUAGGUGUUGGCCCGAGUGGUGCAACAGCGCCCCUCGGAUUCGGUCCUCUUGGCGUUGGCUCGAUGGCAGGCUAUAGUCCUGCGCCAGGAACUACCGCUAAUGGAGCCGGCAUGAAUGAGGGAGUUCACCAUACCGCCCACGCUCCGAGUUCCCAUCACAGUGCAGCAGUGGCUGCUGCGGCGGCGCAUCAUCACACCCAGAUGGGAGGCUACGAUUUAGUACAAAGUGCGGCGCAACACGGAUUUCCCGGUAGCUUUGCUCAGCCUGGACACUUUGGUAGUCAGAACUACUAUCAUCAAGACUACUCGAAGCUGACCAUAGACGAUUUUUCCAAACUAACCGCCGAUAGCGUCUCAAAGAUCUCGCCCUCACUGCACCUAAGCGACAACUACUCGAAGCUGGAGUCCCCCUCGAAUUGGUCGCAGGCCGCCUACCAUCUCAACCAGUCGGCAGUGGCUGCUGCCAACUACAAUGCCCACGUAGCCCAGCAUCAGCUCAACGACUACGCCGCCGUAGCGGCUCACGGGAACGCGGCAGCGGCCGCUUACAACCACCCCUUGCCGGCGCAGGGUCAGGCCAAGUACUGGUCAUGAGCUACUUGACCUGCGAGGUCGAUUCAUCAUCGAGGGGCAUGCAAUUUUGGCAAUAGUUUUAUGCAUUUCAAUUACCCGCAGAGGCACAUGUAGAUGUAAGGCAACUAUUUAUGGUAUACCCCACUAACGUGAAUAUGGAAAAUAUCGGCUUAGCUAUAAUGUAGGAUUACAUCACUGAACAUCACUGAGCAUCACAUGGCUUUUAUAGACGAAUCAAGGCUGGCAACGUUUUACAUACAAGCAUCAUGAACAUAUAGUUAGACGACAUUGUAUAUUUAUUAACCAGACAAACGAUAUGUAUUUAGAGUAAUCAGGAGGAAAAGCGUUUCGUUAAGUUGAUGUAAUGAUGUAAAAGGUACUUUUGAGAGUUAAGUUUAUAGAAGAUAUUGACA